AUGAAGACCUCCCUCGCUCUUGUUCUCGGCGCCGCCGCUUCCAUUGUCACCGCCGGCAUUGUCAUCACCCCCAUCAAGGACGAUCAAAUCGUGCCCAGAAUGGGGGAUGAUUGCGCCUUUGGCGUCGUUACGCCCCAAGGAUGCGGGUAA
Molecule: messenger RNA, 150 nt
Organism: Metarhizium robertsii ARSEF 23
Lineage: Eukaryota; Fungi; Ascomycota; Sordariomycetes; Hypocreales; Clavicipitaceae
Exons: 1
Coding region: 1-150 (49 amino acids)
Source: RefSeq, a predicted model, not a curated record